This is a messenger RNA of Manihot esculenta (cassava), 636 nucleotides long. RefSeq lists its product as uncharacterized. Gene Ontology annotation, molecular function: RNA-DNA hybrid ribonuclease activity; nucleic acid binding. The coding region runs from base 1 to 636 and encodes 211 amino acids. The record is from RefSeq and is a predicted model, not a curated record. The transcript is spliced from 2 exons. NCBI's taxonomy places the organism in Eukaryota, Viridiplantae, Streptophyta, Magnoliopsida, Malpighiales, Euphorbiaceae.
AUGACAAAUAUUGAUUCAUCUUGCAUAGCAGUUGGCGAUAUUGAGUCAAUCGUGUACCUUUUCUUUACAUGUCUUAGAGCAGCGGCAAUCUGGAUAACUUCUCCUCUGAGACUUCGAUCAGCUUUGUUCACUUAUUCAAAUGCAAAAUCCUGCUGGGAGGAUCUUGCAAGCUUUCUAGGAAAGCAGCCGAAUAGUGUGGCUUUGUUACAAAUGGCAACCUUUAUCCUUUGGCAUUUAUGGAAUAAUAGGAAUUCAUUUAUUUUCAGAAAACACUACUUGGACGUGAAUGAGCUCUUAAGGAUGGUGAAAGUAAACUUUGAUGCUGCAGUUUGUCGGUCUAAAAGGAAAGGAUCCGUUGCAUCACUUGCUAGAGAUUCACAAGGAAGGGUUUUGGCAUGGCAUUAUAGAACGGUGAAUCAUAUUUAUGAUCUCUUGAUCCUUGAAUGCAUUGCUUGUAGGGAUGCUCUUCUUAUGGCUCUUCAUAGAGGUUUCAAGAACAUUAUGGUUGAAAGAGAUUCCUUGAUAGUGAUCCAAGCAGCUAAUGGUCACAUCUUUCCCUUGGUUAUUCAAGGGUUGAUCAAGGAUAUUGAGGAACUUGGUCUUUCUUUUAACUCAAUCUCCUUUACUUAUGCAUAA